AUGGAUGCCCCAAACGUUCCCCCGCCGCCGCCGCAGCAGCUUCCGACAGAUCCCAACGUCGCCUCGCCCGAUGCCCCUCCCCCUACCAAGAAGAAAUCGCGGCGCGGCGGCGAUCCAUCGACGCAGAAGCGCCGGUGUGUUUCUACAGCCUGUAUAGCAUGUAGGAAACGCAAGAGCAAAUGCGACGGUGCUCUACCGAGUUGCGCGGCCUGCGCCAGUGUGUACGGCACCGAGUGCGUCUAUGACCCGAAUUCGGAUCAUCGGCGCAAGGGUGUCUACCGUGAGAAAAUCGAUAGUACAAAGGCGCGGAACUCUACACUACAAAUUCUGAUCGAAGCCAUCCUCAACGCUGCAGAGGAAGACGUGCCCGAGAUUGUUAGAAAGAUUCGAACAUGCGAUAGUCUCGACUUGGUAGCUGAAUCUAUCCUGAAACAGGAUACCGCCAUGCCAGAAGUGGAAGAUGAUGAAGCAGUAGGAGAGGACUAUACUACAGAUAUGCCUAUUGAAGGCGAGAGGGACUUGGCCCGCAAAAUGGGAGAGUUGAGACUGGAAAACGGCUCUGUGCGGUUUAUCGGUGGCACUUCGCAUUUGAUCUACUUGACCAACCCGGCCGUGCCCAACCCUGAGCCUGAGCUUGUGGAACUCGAUUCGGAUGCGGACCCUAUUACCAGCUGGACGGACGUCACCAAAGACACGGAGCUCGUUGUUCAUCUGCUGAACAUGUACUUCAACUGGCAUUAUUCUUAUUUUGCAACCCUGUCCAAAAACCUGUUCUAUCGGGAUUUCUUCAGGGGAAAACCAAUCGGCCCUUCACACAAGACCACAUAUUGCUCUUCACUACUUGUCAACGCGAUGCUCGCCCUUGGGUGCCAUUUCACAGACGUCGAUGGUGCGUACGGUACCGCCGGGGACAGCUGGACCAAGGGCGAUCACUUUUUUGCUGAGGCCAAGAGGUUGAUCGUUGAAAACGACGAAUAUGAGAAACCCCGCCUGACCACCGUCCAAGCGUUGGCUCUGAUGUCGGUCAGAGAAGCCGGAUGUGGGCGAGAAGCCAAAGGCUGGGUGUACAGUGGGAUGAGUUUCAGGAUGGCCCAGGACUUGGGCUUGAACCUCGACAUCGGCGGCAUCAGCACCGACAACGAAAAAUUGGAUGAGACAGAGGUAGAUGCACGCAGGAUGACCUUCUGGGGAUGUUAUCUGUUUGACAAGUGUUGGUCGAACUAUCUUGGACGGCUUCCACAAUUACCAAAGGGCUCUUACAACGUUCCCAGAUACGACGUAUUCCCCGACGAGGACGCCGAAGAUUGGUCUCCUUACACGGAUGCUGGCUCCGAUGAAACAUCCAAGCAGCCGUCGCGGACCCGUGCCAUUGGCCUUGAGUUAUCUAAGCUCUGUGAGAUCAGCGGUGACCUUCUCCUCUUCUUCUAUCACCCCAAUCACAUCGGCAGAUCAAGUGGUAAGACAAUCGAGUUGAAAAAACUGAGCGAACUCCAUCGGCGUCUUGAGGAAUGGCGGAAAGAGCUUCCGAAAGAACUUGAACCCAAAGAAGGCCAAUUGCCAAACGCAAUUCUGAUGCACAUGUUCUUCCACCUGCAGUACAUUCAUCUUUUCCGACCGUUUCUGAGAUACGCCCCCUCAGCUUCACCCUUACCGCCACAUGUGUCGCCUAGGCGGAUAUGUACCGCAAAUGCCGGUGCUAUUUCCAAGUUGAUGCGACUCUACAAGAAACUUUAUAACCUCCGUCAAAUAUGCAACAUUGCAGUGUACAUGCUUCAUUCAGCCUGCACGAUUCACCUUUUAAACCUUCCAGAGAAGACGGCUAAGCGGGACAUCAUACACGGUAUCAAAGCCCUCGAGGAGAUUGCGGAAGAUUGGAUCUGUGGCCGGCGUACGCUCAGCAUCUUGAGUGUCCUAGUGCGCAAGUGGAACGUUGAAUUGCCCGAAGAGGCUGCACAUGUCCUGUCACGCACAGAUGAAAGAUGGGGUACAUUCAGUACUUCGGAUGUGCCCUCCCCUCGACCCCAUCUUACUACAUCCCCUUCUCCGCCCGCUGCUCCAUCUGGGGCGAAACAGGAGCAUUAUAGCCCAGUCAGCAUCAAUGCCCAACCGGCGGCCAACUCACAGCCCAUCCAAGCGACGAGGAGCAGCUCUGACAUAAUGAGCGGUGUCGCGUCAAGCUCGACAAUCUACCCAAAUCAUCCAAGUCUGCAAGGCUUGAGCAACGCAGGGGUGAACAAUUCCAUAGGAUUCAAUGGCAUGGGUGGCCAGUCUUGGCGCCAUACUUCUGUGCCUCAAGGUAUUCCAAGCUUUUCUCGGUCUUACGCCCCCGUAUCGAAUACCUCAAGCUCUGGACGGUCAACGCAGAACGCCACUCGAAAUGCGACGCCGAACUCCAUGUAUGCCGUUGACGGACAAGACUGGUACCUAAAAGAUGGGGUCAAUUGGCAGUCUGGAUUUGAUGCUUGGAAUAUCGGAGCUGCAGCAAACGGAGGCGACAGUAGCCUUGCAGAUUCGUCGAUGUUUAUGUUCACAGGCAAUCCAGGCAGUCCCAGCUCUAGGCGUUCUCCUGCAACAGCGAAUUUCGAUUUCGAGAGCCUGAACAACUUGUCCAGUUCUCUGGAGGGCUGGGACACACUGCCCAAUCUGGACUGA
Messenger RNA from Neoarthrinium moseri, 2652 nucleotides. RefSeq lists its product as uncharacterized. The record is from RefSeq and is a predicted model, not a curated record. Gene Ontology annotation, molecular function: zinc ion binding; DNA binding; DNA-binding transcription factor activity, RNA polymerase II-specific. Lineage: Eukaryota; Fungi; Ascomycota; Sordariomycetes; Amphisphaeriales; Apiosporaceae. Gene Ontology annotation, biological process: regulation of DNA-templated transcription; DNA-templated transcription. The transcript is spliced from 2 exons. Bases 1 to 2652 code for a protein of 883 amino acids.